AUGUCCAUUGAGCAUAAUGGUCCACUGGCCAUCGCAUCCAUCGGCGUCGACGCAGAAGAAGCCUGGUGGUACCACGCACAUGUUAUAUGCGGCAAGAAGCUGACUCUGAGUAUAGUCCUGCUAGGCCUAAUAGCCGCUCCUGCCCUGGUGCAUGGAUCGUCUGAGGUCAAAGAAGAAAGUGCUGAUGCAAAGUUUUUCCUGAAAUCUUACCAGACGACGACUGUCACGACGCUGAGCGUCGUGCUGACGACUGUGCCUUACUUCUGUGCUGUCACAACAACGGCAGCAGGUAGUCCACCACCACCACCUAUUCAAGCCUGUACUGGUCGUAACUUGAGGCGGAAGCGAAGACUCAGCAUCCGUGACAAGAUUCCAGAGAAAAGCGUCCAGCUGGAGGAGUCAAUAGAGGAAGUCCCACAGGCGGUGAAGGAAGACAAGAACGAGAGGCUCUUCUUCACCUUGUGGCAAAGCACGACCACCACUCUCACCGUGACAUCAACCUUGACCAACACCAGCAUCACCAUUUCGGCUUCAGCCCUUUGCACCUUCGCUAAUUACAACGUCCCUCUGUGCUAAAAGGGCAUUCACAUAGCAGCUCUUGACAGGAGGAAAAGGAUUCGUAUGUUUGGUUUCCCUCCAGAUGUAUCUUAGAAUUUAGUAAGUUAGGUUAAGAAAACUUUUAAACCUUGUAAAUCAGUGUGUUUUUCUUGCGACCCUGUAUACAAUAAAUAU
Molecule: messenger RNA, 732 nt
Organism: Macrobrachium nipponense
Lineage: Eukaryota; Metazoa; Arthropoda; Malacostraca; Decapoda; Palaemonidae
Exons: 4
Coding region: 1-576 (191 amino acids)
Source: RefSeq, a predicted model, not a curated record